Molecule: messenger RNA, 4966 nt
Organism: Amblyraja radiata (thorny skate)
Lineage: Eukaryota; Metazoa; Chordata; Chondrichthyes; Rajiformes; Rajidae
Product: chloride channel protein C-like
Exons: 16
Coding region: 1920-4394 (824 amino acids)
Biological process (GO): chloride transport; transmembrane transport
Cellular component (GO): intracellular membrane-bounded organelle; membrane
Molecular function (GO): chloride transmembrane transporter activity
Source: RefSeq, a predicted model, not a curated record
GGUGUAUAAAAUCAUAAGGGGCAUAGAUAGGGUGAAUGUACACAGUCUUUUUCCAUGGGUUUGGGAAUCAAGAAUUGGAGUGGCAUAGGUUUAGGUGCAAGGGAAAAGAUUUAAUAGGAACCUGAGAUGACUUUUUCGAGACAGAGUAUGUACAUGGAAUAUAUGGAAUGGGUUGCCAGAGGAAGUAGUUAAGGCAGGUAAAAUAAUAUUAAAAAUAUAUAUAGGUACAGGUACAUGAAUAGGAAAGAUUUAAAUGAAUAUGUGCCAAACGUAGGCAGAUGGGACUAGUGUAGAUGGCCAUCUUGGUUGGCCUGUUUCUGGUUUGUAUGAGUCUGGCCACCUGAACCUACUGUGCCAUUCAGUAAGAUGGUAGUUAAUCUUUGAUUUCUGCCAGCAUUGUUUAAACAACAUCUUGAAUAUAUUCAAUGACUGUCCAUUCAGAGAAUUAGAAGAAAAACUGGAUCAUAAUUCAAAAAAAUUCACAACCCUCAAGUGAAAAUGACUUUCCAUAUCUUUGUCAUAAUUGUAUAAUCCCUUGUGGUUAUGCCUCCAGGUUGAGUGCCUGUAAACCUUUGUAUUUCAAUGCUCCUCUUUUCAGAAUUCCAGAAAAUAUGAUCUAUUCAUAUUCAAUUACUCCUAUUUGCACAACCCUUAUUCUGCAUUCUAGUAGAUACUGGAUUCUAUUAUUGCCCAAUGUAUGAUAAAUUAUUCCUAGGAUGUGUAGACCAAAAUGUACAUGAUACUCUAGAUGUCAUCUCAAAACCUUUGCGCCUUACUAUAAUACUGCAAUUCCAUUGAAGUAAACUUUCAUUUCUGUUCCUAAUUCUUUGGUAUAACAUGUUAGCCUCAGUGUUUCAUAUGUAAGAACAUUCAAUGGCUCUGAAUGCAAGCCAAAUAAUUUUCUUCUCCACCGAAGUGAAUAACCUCAUAGUUUCCUUAAAUACCAUCUGCAACUUAACCCUUUGUAAUGAUGUCUAUUUAUUUUCAGACUUUGUUUUUCUGCACAUGGCGCCUUGCAACAUUCCAGUAAUAGCAGCCAACCUGCAAGUGAACCAGUAAAUCCCAUUAUUCUGUCCUUUAACCAAUAAUCUAAACAUGCUAAUAAUAUAUUAGCACCAUACUUGUGCUCUUGAGUGCAACAACCUUGCAUUUGACAACUGCUCACAAAAAUAGUGAAUAAAACUGACAGCUGCCUAAUCUGAUUUUUUAAGUUGAUAGAACAUUGCAACUCAGUGAUGUUAAAGGAUAUGUCAUUAGGGUAACAGAUUAGCCAAGAUCUUAGCUGGGUCAAAGUCAGCUCCAGGAAUCCAGUUUUUAUCCGAAUCUCGGAUGUUACACAUGUGGAGCUCCCAUGUUCUGACUGUGUAUUUCUGCUUGUUGCAUUGGUUUUCAUCCUAUUUGCUGUAAAUUACUUUCUCGUCGAAGUAAGUGGCAAAAAGAGUUAAAGGGGAGUUGAUAAGCGUGUGAGAAAGAAUAAUUUUCAGGGAUGAAUGGAAAUAAGUGGAAAUGUCUGACAAGAUUGCUCUGCAGGGGCCGGCGUGGAUCUGAUGAGAUAAAAAGCACCUUCUGUUCCUUACUAUUGCAGACUACCAAAGAUUGGCAAUAAUAUGUGUACCAUAAGUGUACAUGCAGGGAGCCAGAGGCAAAUUAGGAAGAUUGUGAUCCUUUUUCAGGUACUAUUAUUAGGAUGGCUGCGCCUUUGUUGACGCACUGUCUGACAAAAACUGGAAAUAGCAGGUUUGUGGAAGCUCUCACCAGAUGGGUCUUUUCGUUAGAAGAAUCAACCUAAGUCUAGUCCCAGCGUCAUUUUCUCUCUAUACAGGUGAGCACUGAGUGUUCAUUAAAGCUUUAGCCGUGAUUCUUCCUAUUUUGAACUUGUGAAGCUGGUUGCAGAGGCUCUUAAAAGCCACCGGAGCUAAAUGACUUCUCUGUUCAAGCCUACUAAGAAAUGGAGGGAGUCUGAGGAAGAUCCCUUGAUCGGACCUGUGAUAGGUAAACUGAAUGUUCAGAGAAGAAAUGCUGGAGCUAAUUUAAUUAAUGUGAAGUACACAAAGAAAGAUCGAGAGAGCCUGGCAUCACAUGAGAGCCUGGAUUAUUUGCCAUCUCACAGUGAAGUUUAUACAAAAUGGCUGAGAGAAAUGCCUUGCAGGUCAGACUGGGACCAAUGGUUUAUGAUGGGCUUGAUUGGAAUAGCAGUUGGAAUCCUGGGUUUUUUUGUAAACCAGGCCAUUGACACAAUUAUUACAUUGAAAUGGAUGCUUGUUCUACAUUACAUCCAGAACAGUCAAUAUUUCCUUACUUGGAUCUAUGUAGUUGGAAUUGGAGUGAUAAUGGUCGCAUUAUCAUCUGGCGUGGUGCUGUUUCUCUGUCCAUUAGGAAUGCCAAGUGGCUUGCCAGAAGUGAUUGGUUUUCUGAAUGGUGCCUCAGUUGAAUAUAUCUUUCACAUUAGAACGUUGAUUGGGACCUUGGUGUCUUGUGUGUUAGCUGUAGCCUCAGGACUCUUCUGUGGGCCAGAAGGACCAAUGAUUCAUAUGGGUUCAAUUUUAGGAAGUGGUUUGAGUCAGUUUAAAUCUGACACAUUUGGAGUCCAAUUUCCUUUCUUUACAAGAUUUCGGAACUGUGCUAACAGGAGAAACUUCAUUACUGCAGGGGCAGGAGCAGCGAUUGCUUCAGUGUUUCGAGCUCCUGUGGGUGGGCUGUUGUUCACUUUUGAAGAGGUGGCUUCGUUCUGGGAUAUCAAACUAGCCUGGCAGACCUUUUUCUGUUGUUUGAUGGCUACAUUCACUACUGAUCUCCUCUCCUCCUCUUUCCAUGGAUUUAUAUAUCAGGGCCAUUUUGGAUUCUUCAAGGCUGAGGAAAGCAUCUUAUUUGGGGUGAAAUAUUUGCUUGACAUGAAUAUUAUGGUCUUCAUUCCAUCCAUUAUACUGGGAAUAAUAGGUGGUUUGCUGGGAGCAUUGUUUAUCUCAAUGAACAUGAGAGUCAACAAAUUUCGGAUCAAAUUAUUUAAUUUAAUUAAGCACCCAUUAAUACAAAAGUUAAGCAAGCUCUUGGAGGCAAUCCUGAUUUUGGUAGUCACAAUUACAGCCACGGUCUACGUGCCUUCCUUCUUCCCGUGCACCCCGCUCUCCCCUGACUCGCACAACAAACUGGAAAACAGGUCUCUUUACCACAACAGCUCCACAAAGGCCACUCACCCUCUGAGUAAGACAGAACAGUUCUACCUCUAUAACUGCCCACAAGGAACAACGUGGAUGGGACCUGAUGGCAUAGAACAUUCAAACAAUAGUCACAAUGAAGCUGCGACACUCUUGGUUGAAAAUGGGAAGAAUGGAAUUGUGUAUCUCUUCAGAAGAGGAACACACAAAGAAUUUGGAUUUGCUGCUCUUCUUACAACUUUCGUUAUUUACUAUUUAUUUUCAUGUUGGACAGCUGGUACUGCCAUGGCAUGUGGACUUGUCAUACCAAUGCUAUACACAGGAGCCUUAUGUGGCAGGAUAGUUGGUCUGAUCAUGGUGUCGAUAUUUGGUGUCCAAACUGAUGAGUAUGGAGCCUGGAUAGAUCCUGGCCUUUUUGCAGUAAUUGGAGCUGCUUCAUAUUUUUGUGGUGUUUCAAGACUAACAAUUUCCCUCACUGCUAUCAUGGUGGAGCUAACCAAUGAUGUGCAAUCCUUGUUGCCAAUAAUGGUAGCUGUCAUGGUGGCCAGGAUGAUUGGAGACUUAUUUAACCAUUCGCUGUACAGCUCUUUACUGAAGCAAAAACAUAUUCCAUUCCUGGAGCCAGAACCAUACGUCUUAUACCAGAAGAAACCGCUAAAUUUAGAGUUGUUUACGGCAAAAGAUAUCAUGGAGCCUCAAGUGAAGGUCCUCCGCCUGAAGGAAAAAGUGUCUAUUCUGGUUGAGCUACUGCUGGAGACAAGCCAUGGUGGAUUCCCGGUGAUUUAUCAACCGGUCCAAGGGCACGAGGAAGUAUUUAUAGGAAGCAUCACCAGACUGGAACUCUGCAGAAUCUUGGAAAAUGAGAAGAUUUUUGAAACACAGAACAAAGAGAGUUGCCAACAAUAUGCUCAAUUGAACUACCACGAGGUUUCUUUCAAGUUUCAAAACUUGACAAAGAUAAAUCUGCUCCUGAACAUGUAUAGAACUGACCAACAAUAUCAAGACUACUAUGUCAACUUGAAACCAUACAUUAACCAGUCAGCAAUGACUGUCCAUGCUAAUUUUUCUCUUCAACGCACUUACAACAUUUUUCGAACAUUGGGGCUUCGCCAUCUGACUGUGGUUGACCUGAGAAAUCGUGUCGUUGGCAUCAUUACACGGAAAGAUCUAAUGGCAUUCCGACUUGAGGAAAAACUGUUUGAAUCUAAGAAUUUGGAAACAGAUAUUCAUAAACGAUAAAGCUUCCUGAUUCAUUAAUCUGUCCUUGUUAAAAUCAAAUCUCGGAGAUAAAAGUAGAAAUGAUUUCUGAUAGAUACUUGAACAUCAUCACACGCUCCAAUAUUUUGCUUUGUAAUACCCUUUAUUGAUAGGUUCCUCCACUCAGCCUGCUACUUCUUUUUUUGAAUAAGUAUUUGUUCCAUUUGGGGAGAUUAUCUUUUGAAGAUGUUCCAUAGCAUAGAAUAUAUCCUUACCAGCCUUUAAAAAAUUGCUAUUGAUUUUUUGUUUGUGUGUCAUUGACAAAGGAUAAUAAGUAAAAGCCUCUCCCAAAAUACAGUUGUUCAUAUCUUUCUAUCACAAUUGUAGUAGGUUACCACAUUUGUGGAUGUAUUAAACAGUGAUCUUAAGUAAAUUAACAAUAAACAUUAAUGUUUAAAAUUGUAUCGCCUUCACGAUGUAUUCCAUUUGCUUUUUUACCCUAAUUCUUUUUUAUUGUAUAUUUAUCUGAGAUAAUUAGUUAACAGACCUUCUGAGAACAAAAUAAUAUCGGGAGAAAUUUCGGCUUGGGUUUCAAUAAAGGAAUAUUUAAAACA